Molecule: messenger RNA, 1410 nt
Organism: Hansenula ciferrii
Lineage: Eukaryota; Fungi; Ascomycota; Saccharomycetes; Phaffomycetales; Wickerhamomycetaceae
Gene: PRS5
Product: ribose phosphate diphosphokinase subunit PRS5
Exons: 1
Coding region: 1-1410 (469 amino acids)
Biological process (GO): ribonucleoside monophosphate biosynthetic process; 5-phosphoribose 1-diphosphate biosynthetic process; purine nucleotide biosynthetic process
Cellular component (GO): cytoplasm; ribose phosphate diphosphokinase complex
Molecular function (GO): ribose phosphate diphosphokinase activity; magnesium ion binding
Source: RefSeq, a predicted model, not a curated record
AUGGUUCACGAUAUCGUUGUCUUCUCUGGGAGCUCACACCCAGAAAUUGCUGAAAGAAUAUGUCACAACUUAUCUCUUGAUAAAGGUAAAGUCAAAUUAGGUAAAUUCAGUAAUGGUGAAACUUCAAUAAGUAUUAAUGAAUCUGUUCGUGAAAAAGAUGUUUAUGUGGUGCAGAGUGGAUGUGGUCAUGUUAAUGAUAGCUUGAUUGAAUUGUUGAUUAUCCUUAGUGCUUGUAAAACUGCUUCUGCUAAAAAAGUCACUGCUGUUAUCCCAUUGUUUCCUUAUUCAAGACAACCUGAUAUCCCAUAUACUAAAAAAGGUGCUCCAUUAGUUUCAAAACCAAAAAAUGAAUAUACUUUUGAAAGUGUACCAAAUACUCCAAGAGCUACUUCAAGAAAUUCUAAUUUUGAUUCUAAUGAAACUCCUUCAAAAGAUAUACAACCAAAUGAAAUCUUACAUCAACAUCAAGCUCCACCACCAACUUUUAAAUUAGAACAACCAACUCCAAGUAAAGCUGAUAGUCCUAAUCAUCAUCAUCAUCAUUCUCGUAUUCCAAAAAUUCCAGAAUCAAAAGAAAAUAGUACAUCUGAAUCUUUUUCCAAAAAUCAUACAAAUUCUGGUUAUAAACAAUGGGUUGCACAAGCUGGUACAUUAGUUGCUGAUUUAUUAACCACUUCAGGUGCUGAUCAUAUCAUUACAAUGGAUUUACAUGAUGCUCAAUUCCAAGGAUUUUUCGAUAUACCUGUUGAUAAUUUGUAUUCAAAACCAAUUUUACAACAUUAUAUAUCAACAAAGAUUCCAAAUUAUCAAGAUGCUGUUAUUGUAUCCCCAGAUGCUGGUGGUGCUAAAAGAGCUACUGCAAUUGCCGACACUUUAGCUAUGUCAUUUGCCUUGAUUCAUAAAGAACGUCGUUCUCACAAGAGUCGUCAUCCUUCAAAUGCUACUAAUAAUGAAUUAAAUAGUGCAAGUUCUAUAGAAAGUUCAAAUAAUUCAGUUUCAAGUGUACCAUUACAACAAUCUUUGAGUGAAUUGUCUGUUGAGAAAAAAUUAAAAUUUGCUACAACAAUGCUUGUUGGUGAUGUUAAAGGUAAAGUUUGUAUUUUAAUUGAUGAUUUAGUUGAUACUUCAUAUACAAUUACAAGAGCUGCAAAACUGUUGAAAGAUCAAGGUGCUACUAAAGUUUAUGCCUUAAUAACUCAUGCAAUUUUCAGUGGUGAUGCUAUCAAGAGAGUUAAACAAAGUUCAAUCGAUAAAAUUAUUGUUACAAAUUCUGUACCACAAGAAGAUCAUCAAAAGGAAUUAGGUGAUUCAUUAGAAGUUUUAGAUGUUUCAAAAAUUUUCGGUGAAGCUGUUAGAAGAAUACAUAAUGGUGAAUCUGUUUCAAUGUUAUUUGAUCAUGGUUGGCCAUGA